UUCCGCUUCCUUUCCACUCAUCAGCAAAAGCUGCGUGGUUUCGCCGGGGAAACCUGCUGAGCUUAUACUUUUCUUUUUCACUCCAGAGUCGUACAGCCUCGGACAAAUUGUUACAUCAUGUCAUAUCAUGACGAAGAAGAGUAUGACCCUUACGCCUAUACGAACGACUACGACCUGCACACCGGUGACCCUAAAGCAGACCUGGCCUAUGAGAGGCAGUACGAGCAGCAGACCUACCACGUCAUCCCAGAGGUCAUCAAGAACUUCCUGCAGUAUUUUCACAAAACCAUCUCGGACCUGAUCGACCAGAAGGUUUACGAGCUGCAGUCCAACCGUGUGUCCAGUGAGAGCAUCGAGCAGAAGAUCUACGAGAUUCAAGACGUCUAUGAGAACAGUUGGAAUAAACUCACCGACCGUUUCUUUAAGACGUCUCCUUGGCCCGAGGCUGAGGCCAUCGCAUCACUGGUCGGCAACGAUGCUGUGUUUCUCAUCCUGUAUAAGGAGCUGUACUACAGACACAUCUACGCUAAAGUCAGUGGCGGACCCACUUUAGACCAGAGGUUCGAGUCCUACUACAACUACUGCAACCUCUUCAACUACAUACUCAAUGCUGAUGGUCCUGCUCCUCUGGAACUCCCAAACCAGUGGCUCUGGGACAUUAUUGAUGAGUUCAUCUACCAGUUCCAGUCGUUCAGUCAGUACCGCUGUAAGACGGCAAAGAAGUCUGAGGAGGAGAUCGAGUUCCUGAGGAGCAACCCCAAGAUCUGGAACGUCCACAGCGUCCUCAACGUUCUGCACUCACUGGUGGACAAAAGCAACAUCAACCGUCAGCUGGAGGUGUACACCAGCGGAGGUGACCCAGAGAGCGUGGCCGGUGAAUACGGCCGUCACUCCCUCUAUAAGAUGCUGGGUUACUUCAGUCUGGUGGGACUUCUGCGGCUCCACUCUCUGCUGGGGGAUUAUUACCAGGCCAUCAAAGUCCUGGAGAACAUCGAGCUCAACAAGAAGAGCAUGUACUCUCGUGUACCUGAGUGUCAGAUCACCACCUAUUACUACGUUGGCUUUGCGUACCUGAUGAUGCGGCGCUACCAGGACGCCAUCCGAGUCUUCGCCAACAUCCUGCUGUACAUCCAGAGGACGAGAAACAUGUUCCAGAGGUCCACGUACAAAUAUGAGAUGAUUAACAAACAGAACGAGCAGAUGCACGGUCUGCUGGCCAUCGCCCUCACCAUGUACCCGAUGCGCAUCGACGAGAGCAUCCACACCCAACUGAGGGAGAAGUACGGAGACAAGAUGUUACGGAUGCAGAAAGGAGACCUCCAGGUGUUCGAGGAGCUCUUCAGUUUCGCCUGUCCUAAGUUCCUUUCUCCUGUGGUUCCAAACUACGACAACGUUCAUCCCAACUACCACAAAGAGCCGUUCCAGCAGCAGCUGAAGGUGUUCGCAGAGGAGGUCCAGCAGCAGGCGCAGCUGUCCACCAUCCGCAGUUUCCUGAAGCUGUACACCACCAUGCCGGUGGCCAAGCUGGCCGGGUUCCUGGACAUGACGGAGCAGGAGUUCCGGAUCCAGCUCCUGGUCUUCAAACACAAGAUGAAGAACCUGGUCUGGACCAGCGGCAUCUCAGCCCUGGAUGGAGAGUUCCAGUCUGCGUCUGAGGUGGACUUCUACAUUGACAAGGACAUGAUCCACAUCGCAGACACAAAAGUGGCUCGUCGCUACGGAGACUUUUUCAUCCGACAGAUCCACAAGUUUGAGGAGCUCAACAGGACGUUGAAGAAAAUGCCGGCGAGCAGCACGUCCGCCACGUCUGGAAGCGCCACGAGUCGAUGAACAGCGACGAGUCCUCUGCAGCGCUCUGCAAAGUUUUUCGGAAACUAUUAUUGAUGAAAUGUUUUCUAUGUAAAACCCGUAAAGCCAAUAAAAGGAUGGAGUG
This is a messenger RNA of Sphaeramia orbicularis (orbiculate cardinalfish), 1933 nucleotides long. RefSeq names its product eukaryotic translation initiation factor 3, subunit 6 interacting protein (gene eif3s6ip). Lineage: Eukaryota; Metazoa; Chordata; Actinopteri; Kurtiformes; Apogonidae. The coding region runs from base 118 to 1830 and encodes 570 amino acids. Gene Ontology annotation, molecular function: translation initiation factor activity; protein binding. The record is from RefSeq and is a predicted model, not a curated record. Gene Ontology annotation, cellular component: eukaryotic translation initiation factor 3 complex; cytoplasm. Gene Ontology annotation, biological process: translational initiation. The transcript is spliced from 15 exons.